This is a messenger RNA of Sinocyclocheilus grahami, 1400 nucleotides long. It is a transcript of the gene tp53, whose product is annotated as tumor protein p53. Gene Ontology annotation, cellular component: nucleus. Bases 270 to 1385 code for a protein of 371 amino acids. NCBI's taxonomy places the organism in Eukaryota, Metazoa, Chordata, Actinopteri, Cypriniformes, Cyprinidae. Gene Ontology annotation, biological process: protein tetramerization; apoptotic process; regulation of transcription by RNA polymerase II. Gene Ontology annotation, molecular function: RNA polymerase II cis-regulatory region sequence-specific DNA binding; DNA-binding transcription factor activity, RNA polymerase II-specific. The record is from RefSeq and is a predicted model, not a curated record. The transcript has 11 exons.
UUGUUUUCAUUUAAGCGUGAGGCCGGUAGUCAGGUGACGCUGGCGUCAGCAGACUCCUCCUGUAGGGGAAUCCCCUCAAACUCACGCGUGGAUUUUGCUUUGGGUUUGAAAGAAGCCAGUUUUUAUGCUGUGUUGUGUUUUUUGGCCCUUGCGUGAGUCACUCGGAACGCAUCACCGCAAGACUCUUACAAGAGUAACGUGAAAACCGUUUGGGGGAGAGGAGGUCGGUGAAGUAAAUUAUUGCAAGUUUUGCGAAUCUAAAACAAGCCAUGGCAGAAAGUCAAGAAUUUGCUGACCUGUGGGAGAGAAACCUCAUUUCCACUCAAGAAGCCGGCACUUGCUGGGAAUUGAUCAGCGAUGAGCAGUAUCUUCCAAGCUCCUUCGAUCCCAAUAUUUUUGAUAAUGUGCUGACUGAACAGCCUCAGCCGUCCACCUCCCCUCCGUCCGCCUCUGUUCCUGUUGCCACUGAUUAUCCUGGGGAACAUGGCUUCAAACUGGGGUUCCCGCAAUCUGGCACCGCCAAGUCUGUGACCUGCACUUACUCGCCUGAUCUGAAUAAGCUUUUUUGCCAAUUGGCGAAAACUUGUCCAGUUCAGAUGGUGGUGGAAGUUGCCCCUCCGCCGGGCUCGGUGAUCAGAGCCACAGCCAUUUAUAAGAAGUCCGAACAUGUGGCUGAGGUGGUCCGUCGAUGUCCCCACCAUGAGAGAACCCCAGAUGGUGAUGGAUUGGCUCCUGCUGCUCACCUGAUCCGAGUGGAAGGAAACUCGCGUGCUCUUUACAGGGAGGAUGAUGUCAACUCGAGGCACAGUGUGGUGGUUCCCUACGAAGCUCCUCAACUGGGAGCGGAGUUUACAACGGUGCUAUACAACUUUAUGUGCAACAGCAGUUGCAUGGGUGGAAUGAAUCGCCGGCCCAUCCUCACAAUCAUCACUCUGGAGACUCAUGACGGUCAGUUGCUGGGCCGCAGGUCUUUCGAGGUGCGUGUGUGCGCGUGCCCAGGCAGAGACAGAAAAACUGAGGAGAGCAACUUCAGGAAAGACCAGGAGACCAAAACCUUGAGCAAGACCCCCUCUGCUAAUAAACGUAGUUUGACGAAAGAGUCAGCUUCAUCUGUGCCUCGACCUGAGGGCAGUAAAAAGGCCAAACUGAGUGGGAGCAGUGAUGAAGAGGUGUAUACCCUGCAGGUGAAGGGUAAAGAAAGAUUUGAAAUGUUGAAGAAGAUUAACGACAGUUUGGAGUUGAGCGACGUGGUGCCUCCAUCUGAAAUUGACAAAUACCGUCAGAAAUUACUCACCAAGGGCAAGAAAGAGAAGGAUGGCCAAACACCUGAGCCCAAAAGAGGCAAAAAACUAAUGGUUAAAGAUGAAAAAAGCGACUCCGAUUAGGAUGGCAGGAUGCUG